GUGACACUUGUAAUGGAGAGAGUGGUGUUAUUGUUCGGAUUGGUGGUUCUGGCCACUUCACACGCUAUACCAAUUUCCCCUAAUGUACACGAGGUAUAUGAGAAUGGUGAAGAUGAGAAUCCUAUCUUAAACUUGGGUUCAGAUGCCAACCUGUUUGAGGGGGACAUUUUAAUUCCUGUUGGGAGGAAUGCCCUGAUUGACCAAAGAUACAGAUGGAAGUUUCCAAUCCCUUACAUUCUGGGUGAUGAUUUGGAUCUGAAUGCCAAAGGCUGCGUCCACCAGGCAUUUGAAAUGUACAGGCUCAAGUCUUGCAUUGACUUCAAGCCAUAUGAAGGCGAGAAGACAUAUAUCAAGUUUGAAAAGAGAGGAGGGUGCUUCUCUAGCGUUGGUGACCAGCAGACAGGUCAGAUCCUGUCUCUGGGGCCAGGAUGUGACCACAAGGCGGUGAUUGAGCACGAGCUACUCCAUGCUCUCGGAUUUUACCACGAACAGUCCCGCAUGGACAGGGAUGACUAUGUCAACAUCUGGCUGGACCAGGUUACACCAGGACUUGAACAUAACUUCAACAAAUACAAUGAUGACUACAUCACUGAUCAAAACACUGCAUACGACUACGAGUCCAUUAUGCACUACAGGCCCUUCUCCUUCAAUAAGAACGAAUCCAUCCCCACAAUCACCACCAAAAUCCCAGAGUUCUACAAUAUCAUUGGCCAGUACCUUGAUUUCAGCAAGAUGGACACCCUCAGGCUCAACAGGAUGUACAACUGCUCUGGCCCUCUCACCCUGCUGGAUCAGUGUGCCUUUGAGUAUGCCAAUAUUUGUGGGAUGAUCCAGGCCUCCUCUGAUGAGGUGAAGUGGGUCCAUACCAAGAGCACUGUGGGUGCACAGGAUCACACACUCCUGGGACAAUGCAGAGAUGCUGGAUACUACAUGUACUUCAACACUAUGACUGGGAAGUCUCAGGAGUCUGCUCUGCUCGAAUCCCGAAUCCUCUACCCCAAGAGGACGCUUCAGUGUCUGCAGUUCUUCUACAAGAUGACAGGGAGCCCCAAUGACAGGCUGGUGAUAUGGGUCAAGAUGGAUGAUGGCACAGGCAGAAUGAGGAAAAUACACACGUUUUAUGCGGAUGCUGACCAUACAUGGAAGAUUGCUCAUGUUCCAUUGGAAGUAGGAGUGAAAUUCCGUUAUGUUUUCCAAGCUGUGCGUGGUGAUCCCUCUGCUUCCACUGGCGGCAUCUAUAUCGAUGACAUCAGCCUGACUGAAACGCGCUGUCCCAAUGCCGUGUGGCGAAUUCAGAACUUCUCUAAGAUCAUGGAAACGGCUGACAUCAAUACAGUUAUCGACAGCCCACGUUUCUACAGCCCUGAAGGUUAUGGUUAUGGUGUCCGCAUCAUACCUUUAUCAAGUUACACUGAUUACACGGGCAACUACGCUGGGCUUUACUUUCACUUAGCCAGUGGGGAGAAUGAUGUGGUGAUGCAGUGGCCAGCAGUAAACAGACAGGCCACGUUGGUGGUGAUGGACCAAGACCCAGACAUUAAGCUGAGGAUGUCCUCUGCUCGCAGUCUCACUACUGACAUGACGACAACAUCAGAUGGAAGAUUGUUAUGGGACAAUCCCUCUAAGGUGGGUAAGUACGACCCCUCCUGCGACUGCUACAGAGGAGCAUCAUGGGGCUGGAGGAACUUUAUUAAGCACUUUGACCUCAGGCGACGCAAUUACCUUAAGAAUGAUGACCUCAUCAUCUUCAUCGACUUUGAGGAUAUCACAUCACUGAUCAAAACAGAAGUCCCCAUUAAGCCGGCAGAGUAAAGUCACGUAGGCCUCAGCGCUGGAGAAACUGAAGAAGCAUCAAAUUCAGCUGGGAUGAGAAGAAACACCUGUGAUGAUGAAAAAAGGGGGAUGAAGGAUCAUUGCAGAAUUGAGAUUGUACACAUUCAAUAUGUAAUUGUAGUUGGUGGGGAAUCUG
This is a messenger RNA of Archocentrus centrarchus (flier cichlid), 1969 nucleotides long. It is a transcript of the gene mep1a.1, whose product is annotated as meprin A, alpha (PABA peptide hydrolase), tandem duplicate 1. The record is from RefSeq and is a predicted model, not a curated record. The coding region runs from base 13 to 1812 and encodes 599 amino acids. Gene Ontology annotation, biological process: proteolysis. Lineage: Eukaryota; Metazoa; Chordata; Actinopteri; Cichliformes; Cichlidae. The transcript has 14 exons. Gene Ontology annotation, molecular function: protein binding; zinc ion binding; metalloendopeptidase activity. Gene Ontology annotation, cellular component: membrane.